CGGGAGUGGAUGAAGAUUGUAGGGUAGUGGUUUAUAUACGUACACGCAUACUAGUAAGUGCGAGACCUAAAACACGACAAAAACCACAAUUACAAUCAAUACAUUCGCCCUGUAGAUAACUAGAAACCGGGGCAUCACAAUGAGCGGUGAAGCGAAAAACAUGUACAAUGAGUAUCCAGAGUACAACCUAACCGAUCUCCGUACUCCUGUACUGAGUGGGCUACCGUUGAGGCUGAUGGUGUCAGCUGUGAAUUCGCUGGGACCUCUGGCUAAGAAGAUAUUGGAAGACUCCAACGGGUUCUGUUUGCGAGAUUUGGU
This is a messenger RNA of Sphaeroforma arctica JP610, 318 nucleotides long. RefSeq lists its product as hypothetical. The annotation marks the transcript as partial. The transcript has a single exon. NCBI's taxonomy places the organism in Eukaryota, Ichthyosporea, Ichthyophonida. The record is from RefSeq and is a predicted model, not a curated record.